Molecule: messenger RNA, 820 nt
Organism: Folsomia candida
Lineage: Eukaryota; Metazoa; Arthropoda; Collembola; Entomobryomorpha; Isotomidae
Gene: Rpb5
Product: DNA-directed RNA polymerases I, II, and III subunit RPABC1
Exons: 6
Coding region: 105-737 (210 amino acids)
Biological process (GO): DNA-templated transcription
Cellular component (GO): RNA polymerase III complex; RNA polymerase II, core complex; RNA polymerase I complex
Molecular function (GO): DNA-directed RNA polymerase activity; DNA binding
Source: RefSeq, a predicted model, not a curated record
ACCGCCAACAACAUUGCUCCAAGCGAAGACCGGAGAAAGCACGAUUUUCCUCAAUUAAAUUAUUUUAACUAUUAUAAUCUAUUUAAUUAUUUGACUAACUUAUCAUGGAUGAUGAGGCAGAAACGUACAAGUUGUGGCGAAUCAGAAAAACCAUCAUGCAGCUGUGUCACGAUCGUGGAUACCUCGUAACGCAGGACGAGUUGGAUCAAACCCUCGACCAAUUUAAAGAACAGUUUGGCGAUAAGCCAAGUGAACGUCAUCCAGGAAGAACUGAUCUCAUUGUGUUAGUUGCACACAACGAUGACCCAACAGACCAGAUGUUUGUUUUCUUUCCGGACGAGCCUAAAAUUGGGAUAAAGACUAUUAAAACUUACUGCCAAAGGAUGCAGGAAGAAAACAUUCAUCGAGCCAUCAUCGUUGUGCAACAGGGGAUGACACCGAGUGCAAAACAGUCGCUAGUGGACAUGGCUCCAAAAUAUAUUCUGGAACAAUUUCUAGAAUCCGAACUACUGAUUAAUAUCACAGAACACGAACUUGUUCCAGAACAUGUCGUAAUGACGCCGGAAGAAAAACAGGAAUUGCUUCAAAGAUAUAAAUUGAAAGAAAAUUUCCUCCCACGAAUUCAACAACAAGACCCAGUGGCUAGAUAUUUCGGUCUUCAACGCGGUCAGGUCGUGAAGAUUAUUCGUCCUUCGGAAACUGCAGGAAGAUACAUUUCUUAUCGUUUGGUGUGUUAAGAAAUAGUUUAAAUGCUUUUUAUAUUGAAAAAAUGUGUCAUUGGAGAGUGUAAAGAAGAAUAAAUAAAUAUUCUCAUCAAGAA